Molecule: messenger RNA, 1740 nt
Organism: Oppiella nova
Lineage: Eukaryota; Metazoa; Arthropoda; Arachnida; Sarcoptiformes; Oppiidae
Source: the annotation of a GenBank genome assembly
AUGUCAAAUGUUCCAGCUUACCUUCCGGUGCUGUAUAACAAGUACAAAAUUCUGGGCAAUCAAAUGAGGUUUUCGAAUUUAACCCAAAUUCAUAUCAAACCCAAACUAUUCACGGGUUUCACGAAACAAGUGGAGGGCCGAGAGGUUAAUAUAUUUCUGGGUAUACCAUACGCCCGACCCCCUAUAGGGGACCUCCGGUUCCGUAAACCUGUCCCAAUCGUCGACUACCCGAACCCAGUGAACGCCACCUCGUGGGCCAACCCCUGUCAACAGUCGACAGCGUUAUUGCAAACGGUAUUCAAAUGGGGUCUAAAUAACGCCAACUUUAACGAGGAUUGCCUGUACUUGAAUAUAUGGGCCCCCGGUUCCGGUAGUACUACCGGUGCUACGAAUGGAGGUCCUAAUGGGGGCCUUAAACCCGUGUUAGUUUGGAUACAUGGAGGGGACUAUUACGCCGGUGCCGCCAACUCGCAGCUAAUUAAUGGUGAGGUAUUGUCGGCCAAAAUGGACGUAAUUGUCGUGACGUUUAACUACCGGUUCGGUUGGUUUGGGUUUCUCUACGCGGGAACGGACGACGCGCCCGGAAAUGUCGGGCUCUGGGAUCAGGCGUUGGCCCUAAAGUGGGUCAAUGAAAAUGUCUACUAUUUUGGUGGUGACCCUAAUAGGGUCACCAUUGCCGGUGACAACUCGGGUAGCAUAUCGGUGAGCCUGCACCUACUGUCCCCCAUCACGCGCAACCUCUACCGGAACGCCAUAAUGAUAUCCGGCGGACCCCUACGGGACGUAUACCUGCAUAAGGAUAAGGCCCGAGAUAUGUGGUCAGCGGUGGCCGUCGGGCAGGGCUGCGGCGACGGGUUUCAGGCUAACGGGUCGGCCGACUGUUUGCGGGCCAUUGCGGCCCAGAAUCUGAUUGAAUCGACUUUCGAUAAGCGCCACAAAACGGACGUCAAUCUCAUGAAGCCGUACGUCAUAUACGGCGAUGAGUUUCUGCCUAAAAGUCCGGUCGAGAUGUUAAAGUCCGGCGAUUUCAAGAAAAAUGUCAAUUUAUUGGUGGGAACUACAGUGGACGAGGGCUCCAACGUACUGACCGCUACCGUCGACUCCCAGAAGUACUCCCAACACAACCCCCAAAAUCUGUCCAAAUCGGAGGCCCGGCUAGAGUUGGCUAACAUUUUCCGUCGAUUUCUACCCCACCUAUCGGUCAACGCGGAGGACAUAUACCGUCUGUACGUCAGUCACGUGCCGGAGACCGACUACCCGGCCAUACGUCGUGCGAUAGGCCGGGCGAUAGGGGACUAUCUCAGCACAUGCCCGACCCUGUUGUUUGCCAACGGGGUCAGUGGACAGGGAGAUGUGAACACGACUCGCGUGUUUCAGUACGUAUGGUCUGUCAAGUAUGACAGCCAGGGCUGGCACGGGUCGGACCAUGGGUUGGACAUAGGGUUCAUAUUUGGCGCCCCUUUUAGGGACACUUAUGUGUCCAACGCUAGUGAUAGUCAACUGUUGAACGAACGGCGCGUAUCGCUCAGCGCUAUGGAAACGGUGGCCAACUUUGCGAGAUAUGGCAAUCCGGGCAAACAGGAGGGCAUUGAAUGGCAGCCAUAUUACGCGACUAAAAAUAAAGACAUUAUAAACCCGUACUUCGAGUUCACGCGCCGUUACUUCAGUGACAGUCCGUUUGGUGUGGGAUUCAAAUACGAGUGCAACCACUUCUGGCAUAAAUAUGUGCUGGCUAACUGA